CCAACUAAUCAUCGGAUUACACAGUUAGAACAAGAAAAUGCAUCUCUUCGUCGGCAAUUUCUUCAAAUGCGAAAUGAGAAUGUUCCAAAUGAAACUUCCUCAAUGCAACCGGAGCCCGCCUUGGUUGCUAUCAGUCCAACGCGAAGCCAACUAACAGUUUCUACACCUCAAGAUUUCCGAUUCUCGCCAAUUGACCACCCCUCAAGUCGAGGGAGUCAUCCAGAGGUUCCCGAUAGCGAUCAUCAUCGCAAUAGUAUAUCGUUGUACCAUGGUCCAACCAGCGCAGUCUACGAUGAUACCACGAACUCUGGGGCUGGAGAUGAGAAUACAGAGCUAUCCAACUCUCCUAUUAAAGAUGAAUGGACUCGACACCUUCUUUUUGCAGAGACAGCAAGACAAAGACAGUUGGAACCUCUCAACCUUGCAGCAGGCAAACUCGAUUUCGAUGAAGUUGAUCCUGAAAUCGGAAUGCAUUUACUCUCCAUCUACUGGAGCCGCCAGCUCUACACGGCUCAGAUAAUCUACCGACCAGCCUUCAUGCGCGACAUGGCUUGCGGCGGGACAUACUUUUCCAGGCUGCUACUGAACGCUAUUUUCUUUACUGUCUCCAAGCACUGCCCACGACCGGAGAUCCGAUCGGAUCCAGAGGAUAUCACCACUGCAGGAUGGAGGUUCCGCCAGCGAUUCACCGAGCUCCUGCGAGACAGUUUUGAUAAAAGCGAGAUCACGACUCUUCAGGCAUUGCUCAUCAUGUCAAACUCCCUAUUUUCCAGAUGUGACGAGCGAAGCCUCUCUUGGUUGUACGCUGGGAAUGCUUUCAACAUGAUCAUAGAUCUUGGAUUGCAUGUGCUUCCUUCGUCCAACAAAAUGUCAGCAGAGGAGCUCGAGGUCCGGAAACGGGUUUUAUGGGGAGCAUAUUCAAUUGACAAAAUCCAAUGUCUCUACCAAGGAAGACCCCCACUUCUUCGUCAAAUUAACUUCAAAGCCUCUCUCAAUUUCUUGGAUGAAUACGAUGAGCUUGAUUCGUUCCAAGAUAUUACCUAUAAAUCAGUGCACCAGGGACCAGCCAUUCCCUCGCUGAAUGUAUCUCUUUUAUCGAAACUCUGCGAACUUUCCACAAUCACAGAACGCAUCCUCUGUGAACUAUACUCAGAAUCUCAAUCCAUGAACCAAAGACAAAGCCAAAAGAUCUCAAAAGACAUCAACUCCGAUCUAAGCAAAUGGCGACAAGGUCUACCACCCCAGAUCGACUACCUCCUUCACUCUUCCGAAUCCGUCCUCCUUCCACAAUCAUUCUGUCUCCUCGCCCUCUCCAAUGUCCUAAUAAUCCUCGCCCAACGCCCUCUCUUUACAGCUCACAACCAUUCCCACAACAGCACAACAGCCUACGAAUCCGUCAACAUCUGCACGACUGCCGCAAACCAAAUUGUGCAAAUCCUCCGCGACUAUUCCCAAAACUUUUCAAUAACAACAGCCCCCUACAUGCUCUCUUACGCAACGUACAUCAGUGCAACAAUCCACGCACGAAUAGUGGCACAAAAAGGCCGGAAUUCGAAUUCAUUCCAGUCGCUUAUGCUAUGUCGGACUGUUUUGCGUGAGCAUCAGUGUUUGUACAUGGCGGCCGGGAAGGCCGGGGCGAAUCUUGAUAGAUUGAUUGCUCGUUUGGGAAUCGAGGUUCGGGAUGGGGUGCAGGGUUGGAAUGGUGGUACUGAUCCUGGACUUGGGUUUGGUGAGCAAGUUGAAGAGGCUGUGGCAGCUGUUGAGCGGGAGGGUUUGACAGAGGGCACGGAUAUGGGGACUCCGCAGUUAAAUUGGGAAUUAUCGGAUCUUGAUCUUGAGACUAUUGCCCAAGGAUUUCGGCUUGAUGGAGAAUUGCAUUAUCUUAUGCAUCCAGUCGGAAUCAGAUGA
Messenger RNA from Penicillium atrosanguineum, 1908 nucleotides. Its product is annotated as fungal specific transcription factor domain-containing protein. The annotation marks the transcript as partial. The record is from RefSeq and is a predicted model, not a curated record. Gene Ontology annotation, biological process: DNA-templated transcription. Gene Ontology annotation, molecular function: zinc ion binding; DNA binding. NCBI's taxonomy places the organism in Eukaryota, Fungi, Ascomycota, Eurotiomycetes, Eurotiales, Aspergillaceae. The transcript is spliced from 4 exons.